Molecule: messenger RNA, 792 nt
Organism: Diabrotica virgifera virgifera (western corn rootworm)
Lineage: Eukaryota; Metazoa; Arthropoda; Insecta; Coleoptera; Chrysomelidae
Product: aprataxin
Exons: 3
Coding region: 148-699 (183 amino acids)
Biological process (GO): double-strand break repair; single strand break repair
Cellular component (GO): nucleus
Molecular function (GO): double-stranded RNA binding; single-strand break-containing DNA binding; single-stranded DNA binding
Source: RefSeq, a predicted model, not a curated record
AUGUAUAUCAGCUGUAAGAGCUAAGAGCUGUAAAUAUUUGUUUUGAUUCGAACAAAAAAUAUGAUUUAGAAUAUUAUUGCUAUUUCUGAGAGUACAAUAUCGACUACGAUACUCAGUGUGUUAAAAGUUAAACAUAUUUUGCAGACAAUGGCUAAAUCUACUAAAACCUCUUGGCAACAAGGACUUGUUAAAAGAAUGAACGAUCCUGAUGCAGUAGUCACUUCUGAUGAUUUAGUAACAGUGAUUAACGACUUAUUUCCUAAAGCAGAGGUACACUGGUUAGUCUUGCCCAAAGAAAACAUUAGUUCCCUGACAGGAUUAAAAAAGGAUCACAUAGACUUAUUAAGACAUAUGAAAAGAGCAGCUCAAACAGCUAUUAAGGAGGAAGGACACACAGAUAAAAAAUUCAAAAUGGGAUUCCAUGCCGAACCUAGUAUGUCCAGGUUGCAUAUGCAUGUUAUUAGUGAUGAUUUCAAUUCCAUGUGUUUAAAACAUAAAAAGCAUUGGAAUUCAUUUACAACAGAUUUUUUCUUGAAACCAGAAGAUGUAAUAGAAAGUUUAGAAACCCAUGGAAAAGUUUGUAUACUUACUCCAGCUCAAUGUAAGACUCUUAUAGCAGCUCCCCUGAAAUGCCAUAAGUGUGACUAUAAGCCAAAAAAUAUGCCGGAUUUGAAGAAACAUAUUUUAUCACACAUAUAAACGAAUAUUUAUUAUUUUAAAUUAUUGUAUAUUAUACUUUGUAUUUGUACCGUGAUACCAACUUUAGAAAAAAUAAUAAAAACUGAAUACAUA